AUGGCCUCAGCCGCACCACUAGUGGGCCUACCGAGAUCCAAGUCCAAGGCUUCAUCAGCAUCCGCCACGGCCACCGCCGUGUCAGCAGCUGGGGCUCACGUCAGUGCUUCUCAAUGGAGAGCGCCCGAUAACCCCGACUUUGUUCAUCCGGAUCAUGUAAUUCCACUACCGAGCUAUCCAAGUGCGGACAAUCUCAUCAUUGUUUGCUGCCAUGCCAUCUUCCUUCCGAAUGCAGAUGACGCCAGCUUCCCACUGCGCAGUCCUCACUACGAGCCUAAUUGGCUGCUAGCGCCCUUCCAAAAGUCAGACGAGGCAACAGGCAAGAUAGGCGAGCACGAGACGUUCCUGGCUCAUGUUAAAGCUGGUAUCGAUGCUUUGACUGUUGGAACGGACGCAGAGCACCCUCCUAAGAGCAUCCUCGUCCUCAGUGGUGGAGCCACUAAACGCUCUGAAUCUCUGAAGACGGAGGCACGCUCAUACUAUCAUGCAGCCCUAGCAGAAGAGUUGGCAGAAGGCCAUAUGGGUGGUGGACGAACCCAUCGAUUACACAAUAGAGGCUAUAUCUUACUGGAAGAACAAGCGACCGAUUCAUUCCAAAACCUAUUAUUCAGCAUCCUUUUGUUCAGAAAAGCUACAGGCAACUACCCAAAACGAAUCCGCGUCAUUACACAUGCUUUCAAGGCGAGACGCUUCCUAGAUCUACAUGCCCCAGCGAUACGAUGGCCAAAAGAGCGUAUCCAGGUUCAGGGCAUCGACCCGGUUAUGUCGAGCAGCGAGUUAAGAAGCACACUUCGUGGGGAGGAAGAGAAUGGAUAUACGGCAUGGGAAAGUGAUCCUUUAGGUACCGGAGAUCUUCUAGGCGGAAAGAGACAGCUUCGUGGAUGGGAUGCUAGCAAAGGGGCCAAGCACUUUCAAGGUCUCGAAGAUAGUGUCAAAGAGUUAUUUCAGGGCACGGUAUCUGACGAACUGCCGUGGAUAAGCUAG
Messenger RNA from Alternaria postmessia, 984 nucleotides. RefSeq lists its product as uncharacterized. Lineage: Eukaryota; Fungi; Ascomycota; Dothideomycetes; Pleosporales; Pleosporaceae. Gene Ontology annotation, cellular component: cytoplasm. The record is from RefSeq and is a predicted model, not a curated record. The transcript has a single exon. The coding region runs from base 1 to 984 and encodes 327 amino acids.